Molecule: messenger RNA, 2330 nt
Organism: Papilio machaon (common yellow swallowtail)
Lineage: Eukaryota; Metazoa; Arthropoda; Insecta; Lepidoptera; Papilionidae
Exons: 12
Coding region: 70-1644 (524 amino acids)
Biological process (GO): mitophagy by internal vacuole formation; mitochondrial protein catabolic process
Cellular component (GO): mitochondrial outer membrane
Source: RefSeq, a predicted model, not a curated record
UAUUUUUGAUAAUACCUUUGUUCAGUUGAGUGAAGUAUCAUGGGCUAGUACUAUAAGAAGUCGAUCAAAAUGAACGAAAGUCGAGAGCGAAUUCGUCGCGAGAGAGAGAGGGAGAAGAAUACAUAUACCUCUCCCCGGCUGGCGUUGCGGCGGGUGCUGCUGCUGGCGGAAGGCCGGCAGUUCCGCGAGGCGGCGACCAUCGUGUCCAGGCUCGGUCCCGGUGUCCUGCAGAGCGUAGCUGCCGACUUACCUGUAGACCUGCUCGUGGAGGCUUUGCCGCAUUCCGCUCAUCUCAUUGAAACUUUGUUAAAUAGGUUAAUCUCCUUAGAAGUCCAGCCCCGUCCGGAACUGCAGUGCGAGGCGGUGGCGUGGCGGCUAGUCGGUCUACUGGGAGUAGACCAGAGCUCCGGCCUGCGCGCGCGCACCGCCAAGCUAGCUAAUGCCCUGGCACAGUAUACGCCGGACGCGAGAGACACUGUUGAUGCUAGACGACGACAACUAGAUGCCGCUGUACAAGGACUGGGUACGCACGGCCUGACGGCGGACUCCUCGGGUGCACUCAUCUCGCUGCAUAUCGCAAUGAAGAACGAGCUGCAGCGGCAUGUCGACGUCUACAAGCAGGCCCUGCACAAGCUGGAGGAACUGUCACCAGUUACCCUACACAGCGACCCUGCCUCAUCGUCGCAUCAGCGUCUGCUGUCUCUGUCACACGCGGAUGUGGAGCGGCGGCUUAUCGACAACAAGUCGCUGCUGACUGCGGUGGACAAGCCUGCGCUGCGACAGCUGCCCACACUGGUAUCACAGCUGGCCGCGCGCGUCGAGAGUGACAAGGCCGUGCUUGCAUGUGUCGGACAGAUCAAACGGACAGACCCCACGCUGGAUCUCAGUGACACGAGGCCGGUUGCUGGAGUACUGAUGAGUUACUCUCGUGGCUGCGCGGCCGUGUUAGGCCUGAUGUCGGAGGAGAGCCCGGAGCAAGCCGCCCCGCGCUCGCACGCGGACUCCGCCAGCGACGGAUACCAUUCUGACAGUGAUGACUCGCAGCAGCAGCCUGAUAGGAGUGCGCUGGUGUCGCAGUACGCGGCGGUGUGGGCGAUGGCAGCGGAAGAAGUGCUGCCCGCGUUGGCUGCGCUUGAACCGCUGCAGGCUACGCCCCAUCUCAAGUACAAGAUCGUCUUCUCUGUCGUUGUCCUAUCAUUCCGCGCAGUGAUCAGUCUUCGUGACAAGCGUCUCUCGGAGGCCAAGGCGCUGCUGGGCGCGGACGGGGCCAGCUCCCCGGCGGUCGCGAGCUUUGUCGCCGCCGCCACCCGGCUGAUGCGCAGCACUGCGCACACCUUCCCGCUCGGGGAAGCAGAGAGGACUGUCAUUAACCAGGUGGUGAGCACGCUACGAGAGUACCCGUGCCUGCAGUCGUGCGGCGCGCUGCACGCGCUGGCGGCCGCGUGCUGCCGCGCCGCCUGGCCGCUCUGUCUGCACGCACCGCCGCUGCGCAUCGACACUGACUUCACACCAGUGGUAAUGAACUUGGAGCGUCACGUGCGGCUGAGCAUCAGCUCGCAGCGCUCAGACCUCAUCAAGUCAUUCGUGUGGCCCGCCCUCAUGGACGGCAACCGCUGCGUCUUCCGCGCUGUCGUACUCACCUGACAUUCUAACGUACUCACCUAACUUGCUGUCUUCUUUUCCUGACAUUGUGUCAUCGCCACCUGAAUUGAUGUCGUUGAGAUAUGAUUUUGUUGUCGUUCUCUCUUUACAUGGUGUUGAGUUCACUUGAUUAUUGGUUUCAACCUUAACUGACAUAGUCGUUGUCGCCUGACACUUUUUCAUCCACUCAUUCCUACAUCCUUGUUUUUUCGACUUGUGUAAUAUAUCUGGAUUACUAUUUAAAUUGCUACUAAUGUGACUACAACUAGCAAGUUUAAUUUUUACAACCCAUACAGACACUAAAUAACGUACAAAACAUAAGAAUGAUAGAAGAAUGAAAAUGUUUGUUGGACGUAGACAAUAAUAGAGAACAAGUUGUGCUACAUUUAAGCACAAACCCACCUUUUUGUACAAAAUAACUUUGUAACUUUUACGAACACAAACCUUAGUCUUAAAUGGAAUUAAUUAAAACUAUACUUUAUCAAAUGAUUAAGUAAAGUUUCAUUUGCGUAUUUUACUGAAAUAUAGACUUUUACAAAAAUUUACGAGAAUUAUAAUGACGGUCGUAAUAAUUCGCAAUAGGUGCUUAAAUGAGUUGUCGUUAGGAAAAUAAUGGUUAUAAGUUAGAACCGAUUUAUUGAAAUUGUUUUAUAUUUUAAAAACUAAAGGGGAUACAUUCAGAUAUGACG